GUAAAUUAUUUGUCAAUCUAUUUUAUGGAAAUGGAAACCCUAAAAAACACCUUCUUGUACUAAUAUUGGCAUAGCAAUAAUCGAAUUCUAUUUGAAGGCCGUCUCAUGAUUGGCCCUAAAACAGACAUACUAGCUAAUUUGUUUGUCUGGGGAUUGGUCCUAGUAUUUCCAAUCCCCUUCUACUUGUCCACCUGGGAUAAGACUUGGGAUAUCUCUCCAGCUAUUCCUUUCUUGACGAUAUUCCUGUAAUUGACCACUAUUAUAUUCCUACUCCUCACAUCCACUACAGAACCAGGCAUUAUUCCUAAGAAAUAACUGCAGUUAGUAGCAGGAACCAAUUUUUUCUUGGAUCAAUUUCCAGAUUCCAGAUUUUGUGAAACAUGCGAGAUUUACAAACCUCUCAGAGCCUCCCAUUGUAGUGAUUGUAACAAUUGCGUAUUAGUCUUUGACCAUCACUGUCCAUUUGUGAAUAAUUGCAUCGGGAAAAGAAAUUAUAGAUAUUUCUUUAGCUUCCUAAUAUCAAUAUUUGCAUUUGGAUUGGCAGUCACAAUUUCAGCUUUGUUAUGUCUUUCGACGGUGAGCGAUUAUGAGGAUCAAAAGACAUUAGUUAUUUUAUUUUUAGUUCCUGUUAUCAUUGCCUCCUUGGUCGUGUUGAUAUUUUUUUUGUUUCACGUAUUCUUGAGGAUUACGGGGAAAACCACAAGAGAAAAAUUGAAAUAAAUAUCCAAAACUGGAGACGAAGAUUUUGAUUGGUUAAACUUGAACGAAAGUUUGUUUUCAUUGAGACUUUUAAUUUGA
Molecule: messenger RNA, 798 nt
Organism: Paramecium tetraurelia
Lineage: Eukaryota; Ciliophora; Oligohymenophorea; Peniculida; Parameciidae
Exons: 5
Biological process (GO): sensory perception of taste; protein targeting to membrane; peptidyl-L-cysteine S-palmitoylation
Cellular component (GO): membrane; Golgi apparatus; endoplasmic reticulum
Molecular function (GO): protein-cysteine S-palmitoyltransferase activity
Source: RefSeq, a predicted model, not a curated record